AUGAAGGUCUCGAGACGGAGCGCACGCGCCCUUCUCCUACCACUACGCCGCCGCCCUUUCUCCACUGCCGCCAACACCGCCACCCUCUUCAACCGCUACGUCGACCGGAACGACGUCGCCUCAUGGAACUCCAUCAUUGCCGAGCUCGCCCGUUGCGGAGACUCGGUGGAGGCCCUCCGCGCCUUCUCCUCCAUGCGCCGCUCCUCCCUCCGGCCAGACCGCUCCUCCUUCCCCUGCGCCAUCAAGUCCUGCGCCGCCAUAGGAGACCUAUUCUCCGGCCGCCAGACCCAUCAGCAGGCCCUCGUUUUCGGUCAUGCCCCGGACCUGUUCGUGUCCUCUGCCCUCGUCGACAUGUACGCCAAGUGCGGCCAGCUGGCGGACGCCCGGAAAAUGUUCGACGAAAUUCCCGACCGAAACGCUGUCUCGUGGGCCUCCAUGAUCAACGGCUACGUCCAUAACUUUGUCCCUCGGGAGGCCCUGCUACUGUUUAAGGAGCUUUUGGCUAAGGAGAGUGGGGCAGAGUGCGUGGAUGGGGUCACCAUGGUCUCGGUUCUUGCUGCGUGCGCCCGAGUGUGUGAGAGGAACGUGACACGUGGGGUCCACGGGAUGGUGGUCAAGAGGGGUUUGGAUCGGGUUUUGGGUGUAUGCAAUACUUUGAUUGAUUCGUACGCCAGGUGUGGCGUGGUCGGGUUCUCGAGAGAGGUGUUUGAGGGGAUGGAGGAGAAGGAUUUGGUUUCUUGGAACUCGAUGAUUGCGGUUUGCGCGCAGAAUGGAUUGGGUGAGGAAGGUGUUGGUGUUUUUCGGGCCAUGGUGAGUGCAGGGGUCGAGUAUAAUGCAGUCACUUUGUCGGCCGUGCUCUUGGCUGUUGCACAAUUGGGCGCCCUUCGAGUUGGUAAGGGUGCACACAGCCAGGUUUUAAAGUUAAACCUGGAGCAAAACGUGUUUGUGGGCACCUCCCUCAUCGACAUGUACUGCAAAUGUGGGAGAGUGAAUCUGGCAAGACACACAUUCGACACCAUGCUUGAGAAAAACGUGAAAUCAUGGUCUGCUAUGAUUGCCGGCUACGGCAUGCACGGCCACGCAAAAGAAGCCCUCCAACUGCUGUCUUGUAUGAUACGGGCCGGAACAAAGCCCAAUGCCAUAACUUUUGUGUCUGUUCUCUCUGCCUGCUGCCAUGCGGGCCUCGUGGACGAGGGCUGGCACUGGUUUUCCUCAAUGCAGCACAGAUUUAACAUAGAUCCGAGCAUUGAACACUAUGGCUGUAUGAUCGAUCUUCUUGGCCGUUCGGGCCGUCUCGAAAAGGCCUACAAUUUGAUCUUGGGGAUGAGGGUACGUCCCGAUUUCGUCAUCUGGUGCUCUCUCCUGGCUUCGUGCAAGAUACACAAGAAUGUCAAGUUAGGGGAAAUUUCGGCCCAGAAAUUGUUUGAGCUGGACCCGAACAACUCGGGAUACUACACUCUGCUUUCAAAUAUCUACGCCGAUGCCGGCAAGUGGGAGGAUGUGAAAAAAACACGAAAGUUUAUGAAAAAUCAGGGGAUUGUGAAAUCUCCCGGGUACAGCCUUGUUGAACUAAAGGGUCGAGUUCACGUGUUCUUGGUUGGAGAUAGGCACCACCCGCAACAUGAGAGGAUAUACGCGUAUUUGCAGGAAUUAUCUGGGAGGAUUAAGGAAGCUGGGUAUGUUCCCAGCUUGGAAUCUGCUUUGCAUGAUGUUGACGAAGAGGAAAAGGGAUUGGUGCUGCAGAUUCACAGCGAGAAGCUUGCGGUUGUUUUCGGGAUUAUGAAUUCGGGUCAUGGGUCGACUGUGCAGGUGAUGAAGAAUAUCAGGACUUGUGAUGACUGCCACACGACUAUUAAGUGGAUAUCCAAGAUUACUGAUCGGGAGAUUGUGGUGAGAGAUCCCAAACGGUUUCAUCAUUUUAGAGAUGGCAGUUGUUCGUGUGGAGACUACUGGUGA
This is a messenger RNA of Striga hermonthica, 1956 nucleotides long. Lineage: Eukaryota; Viridiplantae; Streptophyta; Magnoliopsida; Lamiales; Orobanchaceae. The record is from the annotation of a GenBank genome assembly.